This is a messenger RNA of Anopheles arabiensis, 4345 nucleotides long. It is a transcript of the gene Nost, whose product is annotated as intersectin-1. Lineage: Eukaryota; Metazoa; Arthropoda; Insecta; Diptera; Culicidae. Bases 1995 to 3959 code for a protein of 654 amino acids. Gene Ontology annotation, molecular function: protein binding. Gene Ontology annotation, cellular component: plasma membrane; cytoplasm. The transcript has 10 exons. The record is from RefSeq and is a predicted model, not a curated record.
ACAAACCAAGUCAAGGGUGCUUGCUGUUCAACGGCGCGGUCCAUUGCGUUCAAACGAACCGUUGUUUUGGUCGGCAUCGGCAAAUCGGCAUUUAAUCCGCGAGCGUUAACACGCGAUACAGUACCAAAACCAAGCUACAAGACGGAGCGAACCAUUCGCGGCGAUAGUGUUUGAAGCUUUGUGGGUCAGUGACGUGUGAUCGAGCAUUUGUACGGCUUCCAGUAGGAGCUAGAAAUAUCGCAAAGUGAAAAAAAAAACCCAUCGCUUAUAAAUCAAAAACCCCCCCAAAGACGCAGCUUCCAGCUAGAGUUGUUUGUCGUCAGUGCGUUAGAGCGCGUCACGUUGCGCACAAAACAGCGCCGCGUUUGCGCCGGGAAGGGGGCGCCGAGUGGAAAAUGUAGAACAGCUCGGCGGGAGCAAACAAAAACGAAAAUUGAAACCGCGUGUGGAUAGUGACACAAACACACACGCGCAGUGCGAGUAAAAAGAACCCGACUGCUUGCGUGGUGGCGUUCAAAUACGACAAAUGACACAAAAUCAUGUUGUUCAUCGUCACGGGACGAAUAAUCUGCUAAUCGGUUGCUGAUGAAAAUCUGUCCACUUUUUUCGUGUUUGUUGAAAAGAGUGCUUCGACAGCGGCAUCCAUCGUUCGAUCAAAGGAAACAUUGUAUGUGGAUGGUUGCUGUAUUCGCUUUCCGUUCGUCUCAUUUUACUGAGUGCAAACAAAACAGCAAAAAUACAACGUACAAGUUCAUCGUGUUUAAUUGCAGACCAACAUAGUGGAAAUAAAAGCAAAAACCCUCGUGCGAAAGCGAAAUUGGAGAAAAUCCCCUGCGCGUCACGCUGUCAUUUGAUGGGUUUUAGUCAAAUUCGCAGUGUCGACCUCAGAAAAGCUAAAGCAACGCGAGUCAGCGAAUUAACACGUGCGUCCUAGAAGAGUGUGUGGCAGCGGUGUAAAGGUGCAACAGAUGUGCUUGCUAGUGUGUACAUGAAGGUUUUACUUUGUUACUUUUGCUUCACGUCCAUCUGUUUUGUAUUUGUGAUAGUUUGAGUGCAUCAAAUAUCCGAAAAAGAAAUGAGCUAAGCUGCUUCGCCCAGAAAAUCGAAAGAGUGCACUUCGAGAGUGGAAGCCUUGCGGCUGUGUUAAUCGAUCGUGAGCAUCUGAUGGUGCCUCGCUAGACGAAAAGUAAAAGGAAAAGUUAGACCGUACGGAGAUGGAAAAUGGUGUGCUAGUGCUUGAAAGGAAAAUUAAAUUUUCUAGCCUACUUUCAGUGUGAAAAGUACCAUCGUGCAGCCCAGUCCCAAAAACUAGGCAAAGCAUACUGCGCUUGGAAGAUAUCGCGCGUGUGACAGCCCAUAACUGUCAGCAAAUCAAAAGUGGUCCACUUCUGUCAUCUUUCUUGCCCGAAAAUAAAAAGUGUCAAGUGCUUUCUACUCCAAGAUUUCUUCCGACGGUUUUCCAUUGAGGCCGGUGUUGCAUUCCCCAAAAGUGAUGCUGUUAGUUUGCCUUUGCUUGAGAGUAUGAAAUGGUACACUUUCUCACGCAAGUUUGCUUUCAAUCGGUGCAUUAGUGCAAGGGCUUUUUGAAAUAGUGCCGUUUUUUGUGAAUAAGCUUACUUGGUGUGUGUACAUAGUCUAUUGGUUAUCCCCGGUCCCUUGUUUAGUGAAACGUGUUGUGGAGUAGUUAAAAGGGCAAAAAAAGCUUCUGCCAUUAAAUAGCACCGUGUGUAAGCAUUGUGUCUGUGUGUUCGGGUGUGCGAGUUUCAAACGCUUACAACUAGUGACCAGUGUGACGAGUGUCAAUUGAUCAAUUACCAAGGGCGCAAGGGGGCUGAUAGUCCACACAGUGUACACUGACAAUGUUUUGACGAUCAUUGAACCGUUUAGAAAAAAAAACGCUCCAAACACACCAGGUAACAACUGUUUCCGUCGAAUGUGAACACAAGAAGCGUAGUAGCCGAACAGCGAAUCACCUGUAAGCCGGCCAUUCCAACAUGGCGCAGUUUAAAGACAACUCGUGGGUGAUGAUUUCACGCUCGGAAUCGAUGCUGAAUCUGCUGCCGAUCAGCGUUGCAACGAAGCACUUUCACAGGAGCGCCAGCGAACCGAAUGCAGGGCAGAAGGGACAAAAUGGCUUCGAGGAAGUGCGCCGCUUCGUCAAGCAGGGCGGUGACUUUGGUAAGGAUCUGGUAGCAAUCCUGCACGAGCGCACCGAGAUCGAGCAGCUGUACGCCAAAUCCCUGUCCAAGAUUGCCAACAAGCUGAACAAAGCGUGUCGCGACCUGCCCGGCACGAUAGCCGAAUCUUGGCGCUCCGUUUCGACCGAGCUGGAGGGGCGCAGUGAAGUGCACCGGCAGUUCUCCAACUCGCUGGCGGAGGAGGUGGUUAAACCGCUGAAGACAGUGAUCGAAAAUCAGCACAAAGCGCGCAAAACGAUCGAAACCAACGUGGACAAAUCGGCCCGCAUACUGGCGGAGUGGCGGACGGCUGAGAUAAAGGCGAAGAAGAACUCACACGGCGCGGCGCGCGAAAAUGAGAAGCUGCAGGACGCUAUGCUCGAUGUGAAGCUUCAGCGAACUCCCUCAAUCGGACUGCUCCACAAGACAAGCGAGAAGGACGUGAAAGUGUCAGAGAAAGACAGCAGCAAGCUGGAGGGAAAGCGAAAGAAGGCCGAGGAGGCGGUCAAGAAGGCGGAUGUAGAAUAUUACACGCUCUGCAUCCGGGCGGAAAGGGCGCGUGUCGACUGGGAGAUGUCGGUGCUGCGGGGCUCCUCCAUGCUGCAAACGCUCGAAAGCCAACGGUUGGCCCAGUUCAAGACGUACGUCACUGAUUACCUCAAGCUGUCGGCCGAGAUGAGCCCGCUGCUGACGAAAACGAUCGACCGGCUCAGCCCGCAGGUCGCCAUGUGUAGCGUGGCCAAGGAUCUGGACGUGCUGAAGAACAUCCGGCGGGCGACGGAAGGACCGAGUGAGCAGCUGCUGCCCGACUUCUACUGUGAACACACGACCCUCGCCAUGAACCGGGAGCGACGAAAACAGUCGCUGGUGAAGCUGCUCCAGCUGAUCCGGCAAGAUUUGGACCGGGAGCGACGCUCGCGCAAUGGGCUGAAGGGUUUCUCCCAGACGCUGGACAAGAACGGUGAAAGCAAUCAGAACAUUGCCGACAAGCUCUAUCACAUUCGAUCGAUGCUCACAUAUCUAGAAGGUGCGCGAUAUAAACUACAGUCAGCUCUUCUCGAACUCGAUCACAAGCCACGUUCCAGCCAUCCCUUAGCACAGCACAUACAGAUCACGCGAGAUCGCACCGGCCUGCAAACAAGCGUACUGAAGGUUCCGUUAUGGCUAAAGCACGAACAGGACGACCAAGAGGGUACGCAAGAGCCUGUAACAGCCAACGGCCAAACGACAAUUCUCAGUUCCGACGACAGCUCUGAUCAGGGAUGUUUGGACAUUAAAAACGAUACGCUCAUCAAACACAUCGUGCACAAGUACGCACGGAAUGGAUGCAACGGGGACGAAGGACAAUAUACAACAACUAAGGCUAGCAAAUCGGUACAUCAGGACGACCAUCAUCACGGUCCGGCCUGGGAUCGAGGCGUUGCCGAUGGAGUCUCCAACCAACCCGACUCCGAUUUUGAUGAGUUCUCCUCCCAAGACGAAGACGAAGAUCGUUGCUCGGUGGCACCGAAACAGAUGCUCGAAAACGGUUGCCAUCCGGCACUGGCGAACGGGGCGAGCCCAGCGUCCGUUGACCAUCCGGACGCUGUUGCCGGCCAGCCGGUCAUAUUGGGCCGCUGCCGAGCCUUAUUUAACUACACACCAAAGCUUUACGAUGAGCUGGAGCUGCAGCCGGGCGAUAUUCUCGAAGUGCACAUCAAGCAGGAGGACGGCUGGUGGCUCGGAGCGCUUCGCGGCCAGAUUGGCAUCUUUCCGGCAACGUACGUGGAGGAGAUACCGUAGCGACAUGCAGGCUGGUGCGGUGUAAAUAGCUCGUGUUGUAUUUGUAAAAGUGAAGCAGAAAAGCAGAGAACGCAAUACGCAUUAUUGAUUUUAACGAAGGCAGCGCAGUAUGUGUACCAUAGAGAAAGAAUAGCUAAUGUAGUACUAUCGAAAGCAAUCUCUCCUACUAGGAAUAUGGUUUAAGGGCGCAACCUGGUAACAGACUGGAGUGAGUAAAAUAUCUAUCGAAGUGCGUGAAUGGAUCGAAUGUACAUAAGCGCAGGUUGUGGAUAGAAUGUUACGAGAUAUGACGAAAAGCAAAGAAAACUAUCAAACGCACACGGUUUCGCGAAGUAAACGAUAGGAUGUUGAGAGGAAUAAAGUGAGUAAAAGAUUUAUAUUUAAAA